This is a messenger RNA of Perca flavescens (yellow perch), 1860 nucleotides long. RefSeq names its product NIM1 serine/threonine protein kinase (gene nim1kb). The record is from RefSeq and is a predicted model, not a curated record. Gene Ontology annotation, biological process: protein phosphorylation; microtubule cytoskeleton organization; intracellular signal transduction. Gene Ontology annotation, cellular component: cytoplasm. The transcript has 3 exons. Lineage: Eukaryota; Metazoa; Chordata; Actinopteri; Perciformes; Percidae. Gene Ontology annotation, molecular function: tau-protein kinase activity; ATP binding. Bases 274 to 1701 code for a protein of 475 amino acids.
UCUGUUUAUGAAUCGCAAGUAAUAUCAUCGCGAUAUUCAAUAUCUCCUAUAUAUCUCCAUCCUCAUAUCGAUAUAGAUGCUGCAAUGAUGAAGCAAUGCUAUGUGGUAUUUCCAGUGGAUUAAAAAUGAUAUUUUUUAACAUUCUGUGAGCAAUUUUAGGAAAAAAGAAAGUAGCAACUGUAUGUCCCAACCAUGAGUGGGAAAAGACAUAAAGACAUCACCAUGUUGUUUUUUUUUUCUUGAAGAUGACCUUAUCUUCAGUCCGCUGCAGAAAUGCCUGGAAGCCAGUACAAGAUGACAGUCACCAAGCGCCUCUACAGCCUGACGGACAGCUCCGGCGCCGGCCUAGAGGACGAGGAGGCAGACGGCCCGCCGCACCUCACCCCCCUGCAGAAGCUCACCGCCGACAUGUGCAAGGACGACACGACCAUCAAGGACCUGAUGAUCGGCCGCAGGGUGGGCUUCUACAAGGUCCGCGGGGAGAUCGGCUCUGGGACCUUCUCCCGGGUCAAACUGGCUUUCCACGCUCUGACUAAAGACAAAGUGGCACUGAAGAUCCUGGAUAAGACGCGGCUGGACAGUCAGUCCCAGCGUCUGCUCUCCAAGGAGAUCAGCAGCAUGGAGUGCCUGCAGCACCCCAACGUGGUGUGUCUGUACGAGGUGGUGGAGACGCCGAGACGCCUUUACCUGGUGCUGGAGUACGCGGGCGGAGGGGACCUCUUCAACCAGAUAUUCACCCAGGGAAAACUGUCCGACAACGCCAGCAAGGUCACCUUCGCCCAGAUCCUUUCUGCUAUCAAAUAUUUGAAAUCUCCAACCGGCUCGUGUGUGUUUUGCUGUGCAGCACGACAACAGCAUCAUUCACCGGGACCUGAAGGCCGAGAACGUUCUGAUCAGCUGCAGCGGCUGCGUGAAGGUGGCCGACUUUGGAUUCAGCACGCGGCUCUCGAACCGCAACGACACCCUCGACACCUUCUGUGGCUCGCCGCCCUACGCCGCCCCAGAGCUCUUCAGGGACGAGUGCUACCUGGGUCCCCCGGUGGACGUGUGGGCCAUGGGGGUGCUGCUUUUCUUCAUGGUGACCGGAACUAUGCCGUUCCGCGCCGAGACCCUGGGCAAGCUGCGGCGCUGCAUCCUGGAGUGCGCCUACACCGUCCCCCCCUGGGUCCCCGGCCCCUGCCAGAGGCUCAUCAAGGGAAUCUUGAAGGCGGUCCCCGCCGAGCGCUACGCCGUCGACCAGAUGCUGGGCUGCGAUUGGCUCCUCCCUGUGGAGUUUCCCUGGUCGCUGGUGCCGCCCGAGCCGGCGAGCCCCCAGCAGAGCCUGCUGGACUCGGAGCGCGAGGACCUGGAGGAGGAGGUCCGGAGCGCGCUGGAGGAGCUCGGCUUCAGCGCGGCGCACCGGUGGAACGACCUGCCCAAAGAAAGCCGCAGCCCCGUCACCGGCGUUUAUCGAAUCCUGCUGCGCCGAGCCCAAAGGAGGAGGGGCAGCGACAGUCCCCCCGUGGUCCGGGGGAUGGUGAGGGACCCCAAGAGGGAGGGGCUCCGGGCCUACAGGGGCCUCAGACACACCUCCAAGUUUUGUGUGCUUUCAUGAAAGAGUGGUGGAGACGCUUCAGCACAGUUUUUAUACACUUUUUUUUUUUAUACAAACUUACGUUUUUUUAUUUUACUUUUUUUUUUUUUUUUUACAGGAAAGUGUAGUUUUUACUGAAACAUAUUUUUUUACAAGUUUGUAGCAUUUCAUAAAUGUGUUUGACUUCCUUCAGUGCAACUUUUUGGGAUAACCUAAGGUAUACAGGUAUGUACUCUAUGUUAAAGUGCCUGAUGAAAUUAAACAAAAGUAAAAGUUGUGAAAGAAUC